Cuscuta campestris is the source of this 2687-nucleotide messenger RNA. NCBI's taxonomy places the organism in Eukaryota, Viridiplantae, Streptophyta, Magnoliopsida, Solanales, Convolvulaceae. The record is from the annotation of a GenBank genome assembly.
GCACCUCAAACACGAGGAGUUUAUUGUCUCGAACUUGGAUUGUGAUUUUCUUUGAUGUCAAGAGAGGGGAAAAUGGACUCUCGGGCCUUACACGCUCUUUGGAGGAGGUAUAAAUUGGCUAAUAAUGGGGCGUUAACCACAACAACUAGUGGCCAAACCCCCAAAAGAGCUAGGAGAAGACGGUUAAGGGUGGUCAAACUAGACCUACUAUCAUGCCACUAGCAACGGGUAAUAAACAAAAGAAGAAAAAGAAGGCUUUGAAAGGUGAUGAAUCUGUUGUGGAUGGUUAUGGUGAUGCUGUCAUGCCAAAUCAAGGAGGCCAACCAACCAGCAGUGCAAGGACUAAGAGGGGUGAUGAUGUUGUUCUCUCUUCCAACAAAAAGUUAAAGACAAAGCUUCACCUUCCCAAUUCUGGUGCUGAUAUUGGGAAGCUUUCACCCAAAUCUCUGAACUGGAGUGAAAUUGGGAUUUCUGGAAGAGUCCCCUCUGGUCUAGCAAAGAAGGGUGAUCUGAAGAAUGAUUACAAACUGAUUUUGGAGCUUGUCAUUGGAUGUCUAGAAUGUGGAAGUGGAGGACAUGCCGAUGAUAUCACCCAGAAGAGAGCCUUCAUCAUCAAUGAUCUCAUCACCAAAACCAAGGUAAAUUGGGCUAAACACUUCUUCAAUUCCAUUUUUAAGCACAUAGGCAAACCCAGGCAGAAAUUCCUCUAUCAAGGACUGUACAUUGGGCAUGUAUUGAAAACCAUGGAUAUUGCCACUGAUGGCAAAAAGUAUGAAGAAAGAUACUGGCUAUAUUACCUAUCAAGAAAGGGAGAGAACAGAAACAGCUUUGUUGCUGAAGAAGAAGGAUCUUCAAACGAAGUCAUGGAUAUCGCUUUGAAGAAGGCUUCAAAAAGGAAGCAAGUGGUAUCUUCCUCCCCCAGUGCUGAAGAACAAAGAGACCUUGAGAUGGUAAAUCUGGAUGAAGAAGAGAUCUCAGCUCAAGGACAGCUUCAAAAGAAAAAGAAUAGAAGAAUCUCCACUCCCUCCACAUCCGGAGAUGUCAAUCCGGAGAACUCACUAGAAAACCAUCCUCAGGACAGCCCUCACCCUCUUGAUGAAGAGACCCAUCAAGAACAAACUGGAAAUCAUGUUGAAAACAUCACUGAAGAAACCCAAGCAGACUUAGAAGCUGGAGCAGAGGAUUUCUUGAUCUUUCCGGAAAAUUCCUCUGCACUUGAAAUUACUUUUGUUGAAACUCUUCAAGAGGAUGUUGCCAUUCCUCAACCUGAAGAACAAAUCCAAGCAAUAGCAAAAGAAGAAGAAAUUAUGCAUUCUGUCCAAUUUCAAGUUCAAGAUAUCCUCACAAUCACCUGUGAGAUCUCCAAUCAAGCUGAACUUGAAAUUCGGAAAUGUACUGAAGGAGAUCCACAUUUGGAGGGAAAGUCAGAAGAACAUUUGGAGAAACUGUCAAAGUCCACUCCUCCAGAUACUACAGAAGAAGAAAUUCGAAGAGAACCUGAAGUGGAAGCUCAAAGAAGCCUUGAAGAAGCAGGAGAAGACGCUCAGAUAGCUAGCUUGGAGGUUGCUGAAACUCUAGUUGCUAUCUUUGAGCAACAAAAUGCUGAAGUAGUGAGAGAUCCAAUUUCCCAGGAAAUCUCAAACUACAAGGAUGGAGAAGCUCAGGAAGGGUCUGUGAAGAUUCUAAAAAUUAAUGAAGAAGAUGACGAAGAAGGAGAGGAAGCUGAAUCUCUCCCUCUACAAAGCUUUCACAGCAUCCCUCCAUCCACUCAGAAGGACAUUAGAUCAGCCUUGGCAGUUUCUUCAGCAAACCAGGUGGUUACCCAAGACUAUCUAAAGGUCCUUGCAGAAAACCAGAAGGAAGUCUUCCGGUUACUCAAAGAAGCAUAUGGGACCUUCAUCAUUAGUUCCUUCUGCUCGGGAGUAGAAGGACUCUGGCUCUUGGAAAGAGCCGUGCCAGAUUCUUAUGCCAAGGGCAAAACUAGCAUUCUCCAAGUCCUUCAUGGCGAAGUUCUCGCUCAACCAAGUCUUUACAGACGUAAGAGCAGGAACAUCGUUACCCAUUAACAAUAUGUCAUCGACAUAUAGGAUUAGGAAUACUAUCACACUCCCACUGACCUUCUUGUAAACACAAGCCUCGUCAGAAUUCUUCUCGAAACCAAAACUAGUGAUGGCCACCCCAGGAACUCCACUAACCUAAUACCUCCAAAAGUGGAGUGUAUUAAACCUUAACUUCUUCUCACUUUGUCAACAAUUCAAUUCCAAUCAUCUCAAAACAUUCUCAACUCUCUCUUCAUCCUCUCUCUCUGUCGGCCAAGCUUCAAGGAAGGAGAAAGGAGACUCCAUCUCUAUUUUUGUACCAAAGGAAGAAGAAGGGGAAACAAGAAGAGGUGUUCAAGUCCAAAAUCCUGAGCUAAAAACGCAGCAGCGACUUCAUCGUCAAUUCUGAACUUCCGGAUGUUAUUUCCAAGAAGAUUGGGCGUAGGAAGCUCGAAGUUGAUAGGGGUGACCGUACGUUGAAUGUUCGUUGAGGCGUAUUAUUUUCUUUCUAUCAUUCCGACCUCUACGAUAUUAAGGUAAUAAUACUGAACAUGGAGCCCAUCCCGGAGGUCAAUGAUAGUGACGAGAUGUACGGACUGGUGGACCACAAUUUACUAUGCUUUAUUUUAAUAAAUACCUUUUCGGGCG